Castor canadensis (American beaver) is the source of this 945-nucleotide messenger RNA. Its product is annotated as olfactory receptor 10T2-like. Gene Ontology annotation, molecular function: olfactory receptor activity; G protein-coupled receptor activity. Gene Ontology annotation, cellular component: membrane. Gene Ontology annotation, biological process: G protein-coupled receptor signaling pathway. The record is from RefSeq and is a predicted model, not a curated record. NCBI's taxonomy places the organism in Eukaryota, Metazoa, Chordata, Mammalia, Rodentia, Castoridae.
AUGAAGAGAGAGAACCAAAGUAUGAUUACUGAAUUUAUCCUAAUAGGCUUCUCAAACCUGGGGGACCUUCAGAUACUUCUUUUCUUUAUCUUCUUAAUAGUCUACCUGACCACUCUGAUGGCCAAUGUCACCAUCAUGACUGUCAUUCACCUGGAUCGGACUUUGCACACCCCUAUGUAUUUUUUCCUCUUUGUCCUUUCAUGCUCUGAAACCUGCUAUACUUUGGUCAUUGUACCCAAAAUGCUAGCCAACCUACUAUCUACAAUUCCAAGUAUUUCUUUCUCUGAAUGUGCUGCCCAGCUUUAUUUCUUUGUGGGCUUAGCUUGUACAAACUGCUUUCUUAUUGCUGUGAUGGGUUAUGACCGUUAUGUUGCCAUCUGCAGCCCCCUGAACUACACACUCAUCGUCAGCAAAGCCACCUGUGUGCAACUGGUUCUAGCCUCCGGCAUUUGUGGUUUCCUCAUUUCUGUUGUUGUCAACAUCUUGGUGUUCACUGUGCCCUUCUGUUCCUCUAAUCAGAUCAACCACUUUUUCUGUGACAUUUCCGCUGUCAUAAAACUGGGCUGCACAGACACCAAUCUGAAGGAAAUGGUCAUCUUCUUCCUCAGCAUUUUGGUAUUGCUGGUUCCCUUUGUGUUAAUCUUCAUCUCUUACAUCUUCAUUGUUUCCACCAUCCUCAAGAUCUCUUCAGUGGAGGGACAGCGUAAAGCCUUUGCCACCUGUGCCUCCCACCUCACAGUGGUCAUUGUCCACUAUGGCUGUGCCUCCUCUAUCUACUUGAGGCCCACAUCCUUAUACUCUUCAAACAAGGACUUGUUUGUAGCAGUGACCUACACUGUGAUCACUCCGUUACUCAAUCCUCUUGUCUACACACUGAGAAAUAAAGAAGUGAAGACAGCUCUGAACAAGGUUUUGAGUAGAUACUCCUUUCCCAAAACCAUGUAA